UUGCCCUCAGUGAAGCAGGUCGUGGCGCGCAACGAAGCUGCCCGCUCUGAAGUCGGCGACUACUACAUCCGGCAGUUCAUAACCCGAGGCAAGGGCAUCUGGGCGCACAGCGCCGGACCGCCGAGUGUCUGUGUGCGCGUCAGCCCCAUUGACCUUGGACGCUACGCGCCGGCAUACUCAGAUGGUCUGCACGCCGUCAUAGCGCGCACCCGCAGUUUCUCGCCCGAAUCACUCGACUCCAAGAUAAAGCACCAGAGCCGCAUGCACUUCGAGCUUGCGGAGAUUGAGGCAGGUGAUGUGGACCCGGAAGCAUGGCCGCUGCUGUUAGACUUGAACGGCAACAUCACCGAGGGCACAUCCAACAAUGUGUUCGUGGUCACGGACGGCGUGAUCAGGACGCCGGGAGACAGCACGAUUCUGCAAGGUGGUUCGCGCAAUAUGGUGCUUGACCUUGCAACCCAGCUUGGCAUUCCAGUCGCCCAGGAGGACCUGCAGCCCUACGACCUUUAUACUUCCAAUGAGGUCUUCUUCUCGCGCACCGGACCUUGCAUACUGCCCGUCACCAAGGUUGAUAACCGAAAGGUAGCGGACGGCAAGCCGGGAGACAUAACGCAGCAACUUCUGGCGGCGUGGAGCGAGACGGUUGGCGUGGACAUCGUGGAUCAGGUCAUGAGCAUGGCGUAG
This is a messenger RNA of Geodia barretti, 684 nucleotides long. The record is from the annotation of a GenBank genome assembly. Lineage: Eukaryota; Metazoa; Porifera; Demospongiae; Tetractinellida; Geodiidae.